GGUCAGUUAUUAUAUGUUGAAAACAAAUAUUAAUGUCAAGACGACAGGUUUCUAAAAGAAUAGAUUUCCAAGUAGAUACACUGUGCUUUUCCACUAGAACACUAUGAUAUUUUAGUAUUAAAAGCUUUUUACUAAUUGUUAUAUUCUACGGAAAUCCGUGUGAAAACAAUUGAUUGUUUACUUUAUACUGUGUGGUUUUUCACUGAAGAAAACUAUAGACGACAUUAAAUCCGGAACUGUGUUUUGUCAUUUGGACAUAAUCAGUAGUGCCUUAGUAUCUAUAAAUAUCAUCAUAAUCAUCGGCAUUACACGUAAUAAUAUACCGUAACUUAAACUUGAUUUCCACAAAAAAAAAGCAUUAGGAAACGUGCACGCGAAUGGAUCUGUUCUAAUGAUGUAAAUUGUUAUCACAACCACAGCUGUACUCUGCGUCAAGAUACAGGACAAUGUUUAGGAACCAGCAGUUAUUCCAUGUUCGUAGAUUACCACAUUUUCUCAAGGGGAAACCUGUCGGGAAUGUUAAUAAAAACGUGCUUAAAAACCAAAGGCUGUAUUACCAUGAAAGCAUAAAGAAAGCACAACGCAGUGGAAAGUAUGUCUUACAGACGGCACUGGUUGCAGGAACUGUAUUGGUCGGAGGGAUCUUUAUCAAGCUACAUAAUAAAGAAGUUGCUGAAGAUGAAGAAAAUGAAAAAUAUCAGCAAGAAAGGGCAGGGGACUUGCAAAACUGUGAUGACGUGAAACGCUUGUCACUGUCUGAAGCAAUAAGACAGAGUAGGGAUUUAAUGCAGAGAAAGAAGGAUGAAACUGGAAGUCCUGGUUUGACAAUAGCAGUGUCAGUGGAUGGAAAGACUGUAUGGUCAGAAGGUAUUGGGUAUUCAGAUGUAGAGAACAGGUUGAAGUGCACUCCACAAUCAGUAUUUCGUAUAGCAAGUAUUAGCAAGUCAAUCACUAUGACAGCGGUUGCUAAGCUACUAGAGAGUGGUGACCUUGACCUCGACAAACCUGUGCAGUUUUAUGUGCCAGAGUUCCCGGAAAAGACUUGGAAAGGCAAAAAGGUUCAAAUUACAACCAGACAGCUUCUUUCGCAUUUAGGAGGAAUACGUCAUUAUAGCAAGGAUUACAUGAAAAAUAAGACAGAAACAGACAACACUGAUAAAGCGAAGGAUGCUAAAGCGCCUCCAAACACUUCCUCAGAUGUAGAACAGCAACAAGCAAACAUGGAUAGACGAAAGCAAGAGCAGUCUAAAGAGGAAAUGCAGCUAGAUGAAUAUUACAUUACUCGUCAUUAUUCAUCUGUGUUGGAGAGUCUUGAAAUAUUCAAAGAUGACCCACUUGUCCAUAAGCCAGAAUCCAAGUACUUGUACACAACUUAUGGUUGGACUCUGGUUAGUGCUGUUGUAGAAAAGGUUGCCAAGAUGCCCUUUGAGAAAUACCUUCAGGAAACGUUGGAUGAGCUUGGCUUGGAGAACACUUACCUGGAUGAACACAAACCUUUGAUUUACAACAGAGGGAGGCACUAUGUGAAAAACCAGAAAGGGCGACUUGAGAACGCACCUUAUGUAGACUUAUCUUACAAAUGGGCUGGAGGAGGUCUGGUCUCAAAUGUUACAGAUGUGGUCAAGUUUGGGAAUGCCAUGUUGUACAGCUACCAAACAAGAACAUCCAGAACUGCUUCCCAAGCGCCCAGUUCUUCUAGUCUAACAAACAGCCUCAGCACAGCUAAAACCACACGUAAAGAGUCGGAGCAAAGUGCGGCCAAUAGUCGGCACCUUCGUGGUUAUCUGAAACCAGACACCAUGAAAAUGAUGUGGACCCCUGUGGUCAAACCGGAACCAAAAUGGGAAGGAAUAGCAAAUAAUGGCUAUGGUCUUGGGUGGAGUGUGUGCAACAGAAAUAGUGAACAUGCAUUUUGCAAAGAUCAAAAGUUUUUUGUUUCACAUACAGGCGGUGCGAUAGGAGCCAGUAGUGUCUUGUUGAUUCUUCCUACAGAGAACAGUUUAUCACAGAUUGCGAAAGGGGAAACAUUAGAGAGCGGUCAGACAGAUAAAGAUGUCCGAGAAUCUACUUCGUUGUAUUCCAGUCCCCCAAAAGGUGUUGUUGUGGCGAUAAUUGUAAAUAUGAUCUCGGUCGGUCUAAAUAAAACUGCGUACGAUAUUGCAAGAAUAUUUGAGCAAGUUGACACUAAGUUGUAAUUCAACUGUCAGAGGGAAGAGCUAGCGUUUUAACAGAAGCGGACGAAAAUCUAACACUGCGUGUAAAUUGUUUAUAUAAUCCUUAAAAACAGGCGAUAAACUGUUGGUUUAAGCCUCGUUUGGCGUGUUGAAUUCUUCAUGUGAGGAAUUCAUCCAGCUGAGCUGGUUUACGUAAGAUCGGUGGUUCUAUACGGGUGCACACCCAUGAUGAAAUCAUGCAUGGAGGGUCACCUUGGGUCUUCAUCCAACAUCAAAAACUGGAACGUCACCAUUAUGACUUACAUUGUGUCAGUGUAUAACGUUAAACAUGUAAAACCAACAAACAAACAUAGCACGGGUUUACUUUCAAAUAAUAUAACCUUCAGUGGAAGAUUUACAGCUUUUGCCUUCGUUGAUUGUCUAUCUGCCUUUCCAUCUAGCUAGUCUAUCGUUCCAGUGAAAACAAAUACAGUUUUUGCCUCCAG
Messenger RNA from Mercenaria mercenaria, 2659 nucleotides. RefSeq names its product serine beta-lactamase-like protein LACTB, mitochondrial. The record is from RefSeq and is a predicted model, not a curated record. The transcript has 9 exons. NCBI's taxonomy places the organism in Eukaryota, Metazoa, Mollusca, Bivalvia, Venerida, Veneridae. Bases 447 to 2195 code for a protein of 582 amino acids.